AUGGGUGUGCAUGGGUGGGGCCUGCCAUCUGUUCUUGGUGUCCCCCAGGCCCUCGUGGACGAUACUGAAGAUGUGUCCCUGGACUUCGGCAAUGAAGAGGAGCUGGCCUUUAGGAAGGCCAAGAUCAGGCACCCCCUGGCCACCUUCUUCCACCUGUUCUUCCGAGUGAGCGCCAUCGUCACCUAUGUGUGCUGUGACUGGUUCAGCAGGAGCUUCGUUGGCUGCUUUGUCACUGUGCUUCUCCUUCUGUCCUUUGACUUCUGGUCUGUGAAGAAUGUAACUGGAAGACUCAUGGUGGGUCUUCGAUGGUGGAACCAGAUAGAUGAGGAUGGAAAAAGCCACUGGAUAUUUGAAGCCAGAAAGGUCUCUCCAAACCACGGGGCUGCCACUGAGGCAGAGGCACGCAUCUUCUGGCUUGGCCUCAUCAUCUGCCCAGUGAUCUGGACCCUCUUCUUCUUCAGCACCUUGUUCUCCUUAAAGCUAAAGUGGCUGGCUCUUGUGAUCACAGGGAUUUCCCUCCAAGCUGCCAACCUCUACGGAUACAUCCUUUGUAAGAUGGGGGGUGAGGGCAACAUCAGCACAGUUGCAGCCAGCUUUCUGUCCCAGACUGUGUUCCAGACGGCUUCCCCAGGUGACUUUGAGAAGCCCAGGCUUGAAGGACGGGACAUCCACCAGCGUUAG
Molecule: messenger RNA, 681 nt
Organism: Cricetulus griseus (Chinese hamster)
Lineage: Eukaryota; Metazoa; Chordata; Mammalia; Rodentia; Cricetidae
Source: RefSeq, a predicted model, not a curated record